UGAUCGUGAUCUGGUAGUGCUAUCUGCCGACAAGGUAAAUGCAGCAAACAUCAUGGAUACCUUGAAGUACGAGGAUAAAAUGACCAACUUCCUUUCUGACGAGUCGACAUACAGAUUGCUUGAAAAGGAUCCCACCCCAUGUCCCCAAGAUACAUAAACCUGACAUACUUCUGUGGCCGAUUGUUUUGUUUUAUUC
Messenger RNA from Geodia barretti, 196 nucleotides. The record is from the annotation of a GenBank genome assembly. Lineage: Eukaryota; Metazoa; Porifera; Demospongiae; Tetractinellida; Geodiidae.